Quercus lobata is the source of this 1288-nucleotide messenger RNA. RefSeq names its product eukaryotic translation initiation factor 2 subunit beta-like. The record is from RefSeq and is a predicted model, not a curated record. Lineage: Eukaryota; Viridiplantae; Streptophyta; Magnoliopsida; Fagales; Fagaceae. The transcript is spliced from 6 exons. The coding region runs from base 476 to 745 and encodes 89 amino acids.
UUCAUUUAUUUUCUUUCUUUUUCUUCUUUUUCAUUUUCGGUAGAACACUCCUCUUCAUUCCUUCAAAUUCUCCCGCCAGUACCUCCAUAUCACUAUUUUUCCCCCAUCAUUUUCCGGUAAGACCACCGGAAAAAUCCUUAGGAACCCCUAAGCAUCAUCAUCCUUUUUUUUUAGGUUCUAGCUAAUCUCCUUGGAGCUUGGAGAAUUAGGUUUUUGCGGUUGCGAGGUCAAUGCCCUUUCACUUUGGAUGACGCGUUCUUCCCUGCUACCCAUGGGGGGGAAGAGGUUUUUUGAUUGUGUGUGGGUGAGGCUGCUGCGCAUGGGGCUAAGAGACCACAUGCAAGAGAGGUCCUAUUUGACACACUCUCUCUGCUAUCCAUGGGGGGAGAGAAAAACUUUGAGAGUAUGGGUGAGGCUGCUAUCUAUGGGGCCAAGAGUCUGUAUACUAGAGAGGACAAUAUCAUGCCAGUUGUGAAUGGUAUCUGAUGAAGAAGUUCUCAAUGGUGAAAAUGACUCUCAGGAGGAUACCGAUGGCAUGGAUGAAGAAGGGGAAGGGAUUGUCUUAAUGCGGUAUUCUUGGGAAAGAACUGAUCGAGAUUAUGAAUAUGAAGAGCUUCUUAGUAGAAUGUUCAAUAUCCUCUACGAGAAUAAUCCUGAGCUUGCAGGAGAUAGACGUAGGACAGCUACAAGGCCUCCACAAGUUCUACGAGAAUGCACAAAGAAGACUGUUUGUAAAUUUUAUUGAUUACUGCAAAACGUAUGCUUAAUUUUUGUGGGUUUGAAGUUUUAUAACCUUUCCUUAACGUGUAGUAUUUUAGACAACUAGUUUAAGACAUGUGAUAUGCUGCCUUUUUUUUUUUUUUUUUUUUGUCUAUGGCAAUAUGAAUUAGGAAAUGUUUGCUUCAAGUUUUCGGAGGAAUCAAAUACUUAUUACAAUUUUGUUAUUUUUUUGUCUUGCUUAAGCUGUUAAAUCAAAAUAUAUUGUUACCUAUUAUGCGAUAUUGAGUGUAGUUGUAAAGUAGCAAGAGCAGUUCAUGACGUUCUUACUGGCUGAAAUGGGGACAAGUGGAUCUUUGGAUGGACAACAAUGGUUGGUCUUUAAGGUUAGAUUUGCUCCUAAAAACUUUGAAGGGAUCCUGCAAAGAUACAUAAGUAAGUACAUUUAUUUUAGUUUUGUGAUAUACCUACUUCUUACUUUAGUCUAUCCCUAAUAUCAUAGCAGAUGACACGUCAUAAGUUAUCUAUUUUCAUUAAUUAGCUUCUCCCAUGCAUAUGCUUUUUAUACAUC